AUGACGCCCCCGAAGGCAUUUGACUUCGAGGGCGAGGUGGCUAUCGUCAACGGUGCCGGUUCUCGCAUGGCUGAUUGGGAAUGGUCGCAAGAGACCAAGCGGAUGGUCGAGGAGAAAGGGGGAACCUCCGAGGUGAUCCAAGCGGAUGUCACGAGCGAGGACUCCUGCGAGCAGGCCAUAGUCAAGACGAUCGAGCUGUUCGGGAUUGUCCACGUCUUGGUGAAUAUCGGUAUUGGGCGUUGGAGGUGUGAUGGGGACGUGAUCAAGGUCGAUCUAGAUGCGUGGGACCGCGACUUUCGCAUCAACGUGGCCAGCAUGGUACUGAUGUGCCGUCACGCCAUUCCUGAAAUGCGCAAGAACGGCCGCGGGGCUAUUGUGAACAUGUCUUCGGUCAGUGGUCUCUAG
Anthostomella pinea is the source of this 405-nucleotide messenger RNA. The record is from the annotation of a GenBank genome assembly. Lineage: Eukaryota; Fungi; Ascomycota; Sordariomycetes; Xylariales; Xylariaceae.